Molecule: messenger RNA, 324 nt
Organism: Paramecium primaurelia
Lineage: Eukaryota; Ciliophora; Oligohymenophorea; Peniculida; Parameciidae
Source: the annotation of a GenBank genome assembly
AUGUAGAAAACAACGGUUCUAGAUUAAAUUACAUCUCAGAUAAAAUAUUCGCAUUUUAACAAUAUAAAUCAAAUUAAAUUACCUUCAAAUCUUUCUUUCCAAUUAGCUAUCAAGAGACUAAGUUAAAUCCUAAGAUAUUUCAGUCAAAAUAGUAAUGAACCCUGUAGCGAAUAUUUUUUAUCUGUUUAGUAAAUUAUCUUAUCAAAUAAUGCUCAAACUAUUAAAAUUAUUAUGAGUAGUGCUUAAUCAGAGAAGGGAUAAGAUUUGAAGUUUACAUAUAGCAAAGCAUUCAAUUUAGAACAUCAAGUAUAUUUGGAACAUUGA